AUAAGCGCCUCGCAUAGGCGCGGAGCGAAGCGGAUGGUUCUCUUCGGAAAGUAGUCCACCUUAAGCGCACAUAGUGGGUAAACGCAGGCGUAGAGCGAGGCUUCCGCUUCAUUCCCAGCCGGGCUCGGAGCGGAUCACUUCGGAGACAAGAGAGAGGCGCUCGGCCAAAGCCAACGGAACGAGUGCUGCAACAUGUCGGAGCCAAAAUACCGAGAAUGGAUCCUGGAAACCAUCGACUCCCUGCGCUCGAGAAAAGCGCGACCGGACCUGGAAAGAAUCUGCCGAAUGGUCCGAAGAAGACACGGCUCAGACCCGGACAAAACCAGGGCUGAACUAGAAAAACUGAUCCAAGAGCAAACUGUGCUGAAAGUUAGCUACAAGGGGUCCAUUUCCUACAGGAACGCUGCUAAAGUGCAAAGAAAAUGCAGAAAGAGAACGGAGCAAACCCCCGACAGCAGCAGCGGCAGCGGCGAGUCUUUGGGUGAGCACGGCAAACACGCCAGUUGCAAUAACAACGGCGACAGCGCGCUCAGCCUCACGGACCAUGAAGAGUGCGAGGAUAAGGAGCCAGAGGAACGCGGGGCGAGCCCGUGUCCUGACCCCCUGCCUCAAAUCUCGCCCUCCGCUCUCGAAAAGGAAGAGCAGAUUUUACCACUACCUAGCGGAAACAGUUUUGUUAGUUGUGGCGCAACGGGCUACUCCGCUGGGAGCGUCAAAGCAAGUGCAUCGAAAGACAAGAGCUUAGUCGCUGAGGCGGGGGCAAGCGGCUCUUCUUCCCACCGCGAUGCUGCUUCAAGUGCGAACAGACGGGCCGAAGGAGACGAGACGCUCGGCCACGAGGGCAGCGAUGAGGAUGGUGAUGAGAAAGAAGAGAAAACUUGCUCAAGCUCCAGCAGUCCGCCUCCGAGAAACAAGCCCCCCGCGUCCCCCAAACCCAAACUCAAGGUGGGGGCAAAGGGCUCUGGGGCGCGCUGCUCGGACUCUCCGGAUGAGAGCAGCGCUGAUCUGGGCGACAGGCUGGUUGCUGCGGUGCGAAGUCUGUCCGAGAGACACCGGGGCUCCGCCGCAACACGGGGCCACGCGCCGCCGGGGCUCAAAGAGAUCCUCGGCUACCUCAGCACGCAGCGAGGGGUGCCCGGGGAGAAGCUGACCCGCAACCGCGUCAAAGUGGUGCUGGAGCGGGAGAUCGAGAGGGGUCGUCUACGCAGGACCCGCCUCGGCCACAUCACUCUUGCCGCGAGGGGGAUGGGGGCGGCCAAGCCGUCCGCGCGUCUCCUGAAGAGCGCACUGCAGGACAGACAUCUCGCGAAAAAGGAGGAGGUGAAGGAAGAAGAAAGGAUGGAGGUGGAGAGUGAGGAAAAUGGCACAGAGGAAAACACAGUGGGCUCAGCGGAGGAUGUUCCCAACACCAUCACUGAUGAAGGUCCCGCAGGUGUCAAAGCUUGCACUGACCCGACCUCACCUGACAUGGAGGUCGAGAACGAUAAUGGCACCAACUCACCACUGACAUCUGAGGGGAAAUCCCAGUCAUCUUCAUCGCUGGAGACGUCAAACCAGUGCUCCUUACAGCAGGAAGUAGACGUGGGUGGAAGUGAAGAGCAGACAAUGUCUGUGGAGCCUGAGGAUGCUGGUGCUGAGAAAAACGCAGAUGCGGCUGAUCAGCUACAUCCCAGCAUUGAGGAUCAGGUGAUUGCGAUGUCAGAGACUGUAAAGGCUCCAUCGUCAAUACCUAUAAGAAACUCUGUUUAAUGUCAUUCUGUGAUUUUAUAUAGUUUUAUGUAAUUCUGUUGUUUUAUAUAUAUAUAUUUAAGGUGUUUUAUGUAGCGCACUAUUCUGUUGUUAUUCUCUUUCAAAUAGACCACGUACACACUGCAGCUAAAGUCGGUUGUCAGUUCACCUUUUACUCCUUAAUCGUGUUCUGUACACACAUAAUUCACUAAAAUACAGGAGUGACAGAAACUCCAGAAAAAUACAGGUAGUGACAACCGCAUUUACGGAAAUUCUAUGCAGUGUGUAUGGAACCGAAUAACUAGUUGUUAAUGACGUAUUUGAAUAUGCAUCAGAAAUGUGUCUUUGUUUGUAUGUGAGAUGCAAGAAAAUAUCAGUGAAAAAAAGUCUUAACCUUAGCACAUUUUGACACGGGACUGGUUGUGCUCAUGAGCCCUGCGGUAGUGUCAGUGUUGCCAGAUCUUCACAGAAAAAAACAACACACAAGGACAAGCACAAAAAACCCCCACUAAAAUACCCAAAUGCUUUGUUUUAUAACUAAAAAAUAAAAAUAAAAUAAUAAUAUCUCAUAUUCGCAACAGACCACUUUAUUAACUCCAUAAAGCAGUGUUUCCCUACUUUUUUUUAGGCACCCUUUGGAAAUUUUAACAAAUUUGUGGCACCCUGCAAAAUUAAUUUUGUCACAGUACUUGAAUUUCUAACUUCCAUACGAAACCUUGAAAAUUAUAGAUAUUCGGUACAGCAGGGAAGAACUGCAGAAUAUACUGUCAUUCAGAUAUUUUUAAUAUUAUUCAUUUUUUUUGUCCAUCAAUGGUGGCAGUCAGUAGGCUAAUUUCUAAUUAAGAGACCAAUUUAUAUGAAAGAUUUUAAUGUAGGCUUUUAUUCAUAUGUAAACAUUUAGUUAUGUUUAAUUACCAUUAUAACUAGCUAUCUCACAAAUGUUUGCUCACUCAGUGUAUUUUUGAUUUUACAGUAGGGUAAUCUUGUUGCAGUAGCACUAGACAGCUUGAUUUCAAACUUAGAAUUGAAUAAAAAAUGACAAGUAAGCAGUCAGUAAUAAAAUAAAACAAAUUUUCAGGUCGGUCUAACAGUAGGGCUAUAAAGAGAUUUUUUUUUUUUUUUUUUUUACCAAUUAUCCAAAUAAUGUUUAGUCCUAGAAAGCUAUUAUUAUCAGAACAUGUGAGCAUAACAUAAUGGUUAGCAGAUCAAUGAAUGAGAGGGCAGCGUUACCAGAGUUGCCUAUAUACCACACCAUGCUACAGCACAGUAGGGCUAUUGCAAACAGAAACAAUACUAUACUACAUAGAUGUUUCCUGUCGGCUCGAUAUUUGAGUUGACUUUGCUGUUCCGAUGAGCAUGAAUGGUGUUGGAGUGGUGAGCACAUGAAUAGAGUGGAAUGAUACGCAGAGCGUCACACCAUGUGAAAGUGAAACCUGCGGGGAACUAAUUUCCGGCAGCCGGAAUUUCGGUGCAUCUCUAAUUAUUGGUGACAUCAGAAAUGGAUAUCAUAUAAUAUAUGUUUUUUUGAACAUUUUAACAAUUUAAAAAUCUUAAAAAAAGAUUUUUUGACAUGGUUGGGAAACACUGCCAUAAAGUGCCUAUCUUUAUGAGCUAAGACCAAACAACAUGCCUAAAAGCACUUGUAAAUAUGGGGACAUGGCAACACUGCAAGACAGCGUUCUCUAAAGCAGCCUCCCGAGCAUAGACCAAACACAGCACGGCUGGCAGUGGUAGUUUAGUUAAAAUCGACAGACAAAAAGCGUCUUUAGCCAAAAAAUGGCAGAUACCAAACAGCUAAAUUUGUUUUUAUAUAUACAUACAGUGUUUCCCACAGACUUCUUUGUGUGGUGGCACUUCUCCUGGGGAAAAUAUAUACAUAACAAAAACAGCAGACGGUCUUAUAGAAAAUGCAAAUUCAUUCUCUGGCAGCAGGAGGUGCUUUGAAAAAGCCAAAAUAGCGGUAUCCCUGGUGACGGCUGUGAACAAAGCAGCGCUGUGCUCAUGAAUGCUACUUUAUCAGACAAUAUAGGAAAGAUGAAAUGAAAAUGAUAUUUAAACUUUUCUGAAAAUAGUUGGUUCGCUUCAAAAAUCCAUUCAUAUAAAACACCUGCACCGCAUUUUUAUUUUGAAACGUGCAGUGCUCAUGUUUAUUCAAUUAAGUUAAAGUCUUUUUGAAAAUCUAUUUGUGGUGGGCUGCCACAAAUAAACCAAUGUAUGGGAAACACUGACAUAUUUAUGUUUUGUUUCAUGUACAUUUGAUUUUUAUGCUCUACUCUUCAGUAAGAUUUGUUUGAAUUAAUUUAAUACUUUUAUUUAGCAUAAAUAAAUUCUGUUCUUUUGAACUUUCCAUUCAUCGAAGAAUUCUGAAAAAAAUUAUCACUUUUUUUCACAAAAAUAGUCGACAGCACAACUGUUUUCAACAUCGAUAAUAAUCAGAAAUGUUUCUUAAUCAGCAAAUCAGCAUAUUAGAAUGCUUUCUGAAGAAUCAUGUGACACUGAAGGCUGGAGUAAUGAUGCUGAAAAUUCAGCUCUGAUCAUAGCAAUAACAGCUAGUUGUAACUAUAUUACCGCCUUCACUGUAUUUUUGAUCAUAUAAAUGCAGCCUUUGUGAGCAAAAGAGACCUCUUUCAAAGUAAUUAUUUCAACCUUUUGACCUGAAGUGUACAUGAAUUGCUUGCUUACAUCAAAGCCAAGAAUGAUUUCUGAAGGAUCAUGUGAAAGAAAAAAAAAGAACAAAAAAAAGUUACUUCGAAUUUCAUUAAUAUUUAACAAUAUUACUGUUUAUGCUGUGUUUUUAAAAGACCUUA
Messenger RNA from Onychostoma macrolepis, 4535 nucleotides. It is a transcript of the gene samd1b, whose product is annotated as sterile alpha motif domain containing 1b. Gene Ontology annotation, molecular function: protein binding; DNA binding. The record is from RefSeq and is a predicted model, not a curated record. Lineage: Eukaryota; Metazoa; Chordata; Actinopteri; Cypriniformes; Cyprinidae. The transcript has 5 exons. The coding region runs from base 193 to 1749 and encodes 518 amino acids.